Hermetia illucens (black soldier fly) is the source of this 348-nucleotide messenger RNA. Its product is annotated as cuticle protein 12.5-like. Bases 15 to 284 code for a protein of 89 amino acids. The record is from RefSeq and is a predicted model, not a curated record. NCBI's taxonomy places the organism in Eukaryota, Metazoa, Arthropoda, Insecta, Diptera, Stratiomyidae. The transcript has a single exon.
CAAACAUAAUCAAAAUGAAAUUCAUCAUCUUAGCCCUUGCUCUCAUUGGUGCCGCUUCUGCUGGUUACAUCGCUCCAGCUUCUCCCCUUUUGGGAGGAUACGCUGCUCCUGCAAUUGCUUCUGCUCCACUUGCCUAUGCGGUUCCAGCUAUUGCCGCUGCUCCAGCGAUCGCCGCCGCUCCCGCAAUUGCUGCCGCUCCUUUAGCUUACUCAGCCCCAGCUUACGCAGGUUAUGGACUCGCUGCUGCACCUUUCGGUCUCUUGAAGAAGAAGGCUGCUGCUUAAGAUCUUGUCUCGUUUCUGUAAAGGAAUACGCAAAUAAGAAUAAAUGAAGCUAGUUGAAAAUUGA